This is a messenger RNA of Daucus carota subsp. sativus, 522 nucleotides long. RefSeq lists its product as uncharacterized. The coding region runs from base 1 to 522 and encodes 173 amino acids. Lineage: Eukaryota; Viridiplantae; Streptophyta; Magnoliopsida; Apiales; Apiaceae. The record is from RefSeq and is a predicted model, not a curated record. The transcript has a single exon.
AUGGGGAACUACAUUUCCUGCACUCUGACAACAUCGACAGCCAUCAAAAACUUCCAGUCUACGACAAAGGUGAUAUUCCCCACAGGAGAAGUUCGACAUUACUGUGAACCUGUCAAAGCAGCAGAGGUAAUGCUGGAAUCCCCAAACUUCUUCGUCGUCAACAGCAAGUCUCUCCAAAUUGGUCGGAGAUUCGUGGCCCUCACUGCCGAUCAAAACCUCGAAGUGGCAAAUGCUUAUGUCAUGUUCCCAAUGAAGAGAGUCAACUCAGUCAUCACAGCUGCAGAUAUGGGUGCUCUGUUUCUCAAGGCCAAAAGAGUCACCACGGGAAAUCAAACAAGAAUCUUGCCUGAGGUGAUUAAUCAUCCGGAAGCUGUAACUAAAGAAGAAGAAGCUGCCCCUAAGUUGAAUAUAGAGGACACUGAUGAUUUUUUAUUCCAUGAGUUUAAUCAUAGGCUUUCAAUGUGCAGGUCCAAAAAGCCAUUAUUGGAAACCAUAGAAGAAGAACCAAUAUUUUCAAGAUAA